This is a messenger RNA of Capsicum annuum, 1156 nucleotides long. Its product is annotated as cationic peroxidase 1. Gene Ontology annotation, biological process: response to oxidative stress; hydrogen peroxide catabolic process. The record is from RefSeq and is a predicted model, not a curated record. The transcript has 3 exons. NCBI's taxonomy places the organism in Eukaryota, Viridiplantae, Streptophyta, Magnoliopsida, Solanales, Solanaceae. Gene Ontology annotation, molecular function: heme binding; peroxidase activity. Bases 61 to 1014 code for a protein of 317 amino acids.
CUCAUCAUCAUCACAUAAAAUCAAAAGCAACACAUAGAAGUGUAGAACUUCAUAGUAAAUAUGGCUUCUCAUAGUUUCCUCUUUCUUUAUAUGUUAGUCACGCUUUCUCUAGUAGGCAUGGCAUUUUCGGAUUUGGACGAUGAUUUCUAUGACGAUGUCUGUCCCAAAGCUUUACCAACCAUUAAACGGGUUGUUGAGGAUGCAGUCCGAAAAGAGAAGCGAAUGGGCGCUUCUUUGCUACGUUUACAUUUUCAUGAUUGUUUCGUUAAUGGUUGCGAUGCUUCGAUUCUUCUUGAUCAAACUUCUGCUAUUGAUAGUGAAAAGACUUCUCGUGCUAAUAACAAUUCUGCUAGAGGGUUUGAGGUGAUCGAUAAAAUUAAGUCCGAGGUUGAUAAAGUUUGUGGACGUUCAGUUGUAUCUUGUGCGGACAUCUUGGCAGUGGCAGCUCGUGAUUCCGUUGUUGCUCUACAUGGACCAAGUUGGGAAGUGAAACUAGGAAGAAGAGACUCCACUACAGCAAGUAGAACAGCCGCCGACAAUAAUAUUCCAACUCCGUUGAUGGACUUACCUGCCCUUAUCAGCAACUUCAAAAACCAUGGUUUGGAUGAGGAAGAUCUUGUUGCCCUCUCCGGUGGACACACACUUGGGUUUGCUCAGUGCUUCACCUUUAGGAAUCGCAUCUACAAUGAGACUAACAUCAAUUCCACCUUUGCACGCCAACUCCAAGCCAAUUGUCCACGUAGUGGAGGUGAUUCCAAUCUUGCUACUCUUGAUCCGACUGCGGCUAUUUUUGACUCCAAAUAUUUUAGCAACUUAGUGUCCAAGAAAGGGCUUUUACAUUCUGAUCAAGCACUCGUUAGUGGAGGAAAGACCGGUGGUUUUGUUAAGGAAUAUAGUAAAAACCUAAGGACUUUCUCGAAAGAUUUUGCCAAGUCUAUGAUUAAGAUGGGUGAUAUCAAGCCAUUAACGGGGAAGCAAGGCCAAAUUCGUGUCAACUGCAGGAAGGUGAAUUAAUUAGUGCUGAUGAUGCUGUUCCGAUAUCAAGUCUUUCAAAAAUUUGGUUAUUUUCAACUGUAAAUGUAGUGUUUGCUAAUUUGGAACCUUUUUCUUUUUGUCAUUUCAUUUAUUAAUAAAAUUAAAGUCGGUUUUGAAUGGA